AUGGAGCCUGAGAGCUUUUUAAAGAAUACGAAGAACAACACGAUGCUCGUACUCUGUAUGUGCAUGAAUGAUUAUCAUGGCACACCAAAAUUCUUGCAACAACAUCGUCCGUUUACCGUUGCAUCCACAGUGACAUCACCCAAGUACGUCACGUUGGAGAGGCGCGGCGCCAUCUACACGACGGAGGGAUAG
This is a messenger RNA of Fusarium venenatum, 192 nucleotides long. The record is from RefSeq and is a predicted model, not a curated record. NCBI's taxonomy places the organism in Eukaryota, Fungi, Ascomycota, Sordariomycetes, Hypocreales, Nectriaceae.